This is a messenger RNA of Boleophthalmus pectinirostris (great blue-spotted mudskipper), 7424 nucleotides long. RefSeq names its product synaptojanin 1 (gene synj1). The transcript has 31 exons. Gene Ontology annotation, molecular function: nucleic acid binding; phosphatidylinositol-4,5-bisphosphate 5-phosphatase activity. Lineage: Eukaryota; Metazoa; Chordata; Actinopteri; Gobiiformes; Gobiidae. The coding region runs from base 264 to 5240 and encodes 1658 amino acids. Gene Ontology annotation, biological process: phosphatidylinositol dephosphorylation; synaptic vesicle endocytosis. The record is from RefSeq and is a predicted model, not a curated record.
UGGUAAAAUGACAGCGAUCGAUUCGUAAUAGUCUCUGUCCUAUACAUCGAUUCGUUUGUUAAUACAUUUAACAUGUAUAAUUUCCACUGUAAAAAGAAAAGGCUUUGUUACUCUUCGGUUUAUGGUAAAUCAGGGGAGGGGCUUCACAUUGGACUGAACCAUUCGGUCAACACACCGGGAAGGAUUUUGUUGUGACAGCGAAGUAUCAACCCGGCGGGGGAGGACGGAAAGAUCAGUGCUUAGGAGUACCAGCUGGGAGCAAAAUGGCCUUCAGUAAGGGCUUUCGAAUUUACCACAAACUGGACCCACCCCCCUACAGUGUCAUUGUGGAGACCAGAGGCAGAGAAGAAUGCUUGAUGUUUGAGUCGGGGGCUGUGGCUGUUCUGUCUGCAGCUGAAAAAGAGGCAAUAAAAAACACAUAUACUAGGAUCCAGGAUGCAUAUGGAAUUCUGGGGGUCCUUCGAUUAAACCUAGGUGACUCAAUGCUCCACAGUCUGGUAGUGGUGUCCGGGUGCAGCUCAGUGGGGAAAGUCCAGGAGUCUGAGGUUUUCCGAGUUACACAAACUGACUUCAUUUCCCUUAACAAUGACCCUGCCGAUGAGGAGCGUAUUGCAGAGGUGCGAAAGGUCCUCAAUUCAGGACACUUCUACUUCGCCUGGUCUUCCACUGGAGUUAGUAUGGACCUGAGCCUCAAUGCACACCGCAGAAUCCUGGAGGAUACCACAGACAACCGCUUCUUCUGGAACCAGUCCCUGCACCUGCAUCUUAAGCACUAUGGAGUAAACUGUGAUGACUGGCUGCUGAGGUUGAUGUGUGGGGGAGUGGAAAUUAGGACCAUUUAUGCAGGCCACAAACAGGCCAAGGCCUGUAUCUUCUCUCGCCUCAGCUCAGAAAGAGCCGGCACUCGCUUCAAUGUGAGAGGAACCAAUGAUGACGGACAAGUUGCUAACUUUGUAGAAACUGAGCAGGCUAUUUUUCUGGACGACAAAGUGUCAUCCUUCAUUCAGAUUCGUGGGUCCAUUCCGCUCUUUUGGGAACAGCCUGGAAUUCAGCUCCCAGAGAUCUUUGGUCAGGUCGGUUCUCAUCGAGUCAAACUGUCUAGAGGAUUUGAGGCGAAUGCACCAGCUUUUGAAAGACAUUUCACCGCCCUUCGAAGAUUAUAUGGCAAACAGGUCAUCAUUAACCUGCUAGGGAGCAAAGAAGGGGAGCACAUGCUCAGUAAAGCAUUUCAGAGCCAUUUGAAAGCCUCUGAGCACGCUUCAGCUGUGAGGAUGGUAAAUUUUGAUUACCAUCAGAACGUCCGAGGAGGAAAAGCAGACAAACUACACAGCGUUCUCAAACCACAGCUCACCAAAUUUAUUGAGGAGUGUGGCUUCUUUUACUACUCGGGCGAGACGGGGAUUACCAGGACUCAGAGUGGGACCAUGAGAACCAACUGUCUGGAUUGUUUGGACAGGACCAACAGUGUCCAGGCUUUCUUUGGUCUUGAGAUGUUGCCUAAGCAGCUUGAGGAAAUGGGUUUGACUGAAAAGCCACAGCUGGUGGCCAGGUUCCAGGAAGUGUUCCGGACCAUGUGGUCUCAAAACGGAGAUUCUGUCAGUAAAAUCUAUGCAGGCACUGGAGCGCUGGAUGGAAAGGCCAAGGCUGGGAAGCUUAAAGAUGGUGCCCGCUCAGUUACCAGAACAAUUCAGAACAACUUCUUUGACACGUCAAAGCAAGAGGCCAUAGACAUACUCAGGCUGGGUUCUACUCUUAACAGUGACUUGGCAGACAAGGCGCGAGCACUACUCACAACCUCCAGUCUUUAUGUCACUGAGCCGGUCUUACAAUCAGCGUCCCCCAGAGUUUUGUUGGGGAUGUGUCAAAGCUACCAGAAGUACACCAGGCCAAAGAAGAUCAGAGUGUGUGUUGGUACCUGGAAUGUGAACGGUGGUAAACAAUUUCGUAGCAUUGCCUUUCGCAACCAGACUCUCAAUGACUGGCUCCUAGAUGCUCCCAUGAAGGCAGGACUUCCUGACUUCCAGGACAGCAAGGCAAACCCCAUAGACAUUUUUGCCAUUGGUUUUGAAGAAAUGGUUGAACUAAAUGCUGGGAACAUUGUUAGUGCCAGUACUACAAAUCAAAAACUUUGGGCAGCUGAGUUACAGAAGAAUAUCUCCCGGGACCAUAAAUACGUGCUGCUUGCCUCAGAGCAGCUGGUUGGCGUGUGUUUGUUUGUAUUCAUUCGUCCGCAACAUGCCCCUUAUAUCAGGGAUGUUGCAGUAGAUACUGUAAAAACUGGAAUGGGUGGGGCCACAGGUAAUAAAGGCGGUGUGGCCAUCCGCCUGCUGUUUCACACCACCAGCAUCUGCUUCCUCUGCUCCCACUUUGCUGCUGGACAAUCACAGGUCAAAGAGAGGAAUGAUGACUACAAUGAAAUCUCUCGUAAACUCAGCUUCCCCAUGGGCCGGUUGCUGGAUUCACAUGACUAUGUCUUCUGGUGUGGAGACUUCAACUAUCGCAUUAACCUGCCUAAUGAAGAGGUCAAAGAGCUCAUCAAACAGCAGAACUGGGAUGCUCUGACUGCCGGGGACCAACUGGUUGAACAGAAAACCGCUGGAUUGGUUUUCAAAGAAUUCAUUGAGGGCAAAUUGGAUUUUGCUCCGACCUAUAAGUAUGACCUUUUCUCUGAGGACUAUGACACCAGUGAGAAGUGUCGCACACCAGCCUGGACUGACCGCAUACUGUGGAAGAGAAGAAAAUGGAACUUCGACCAAACUGCUGAAGAGAUGAAUGUAGUGGGAGCAGCAUCUGUCGCUGGAGAAUGUGAAGAUGAUCCAAAUCAACCCUGGAGCCCUGGUUCUCUCAAAUACUACGGCAGAGCAGAGCUGAAGACUUCAGAUCAUAGGCCUGUAGUUGCUGUGAUAGACGUGAAUAUCCUGGAGGUGGACCCUGAGGCGAGGCACCAGGUUUACAAAGACGUCAUUGCCCUUCAAGGACCACCGGAUGGCACAAUCCUGGUCUCCCUCUGCUCCUCUGGCCCAGACGACUACUUUGAUGAUGCUCUCAUUGAUGAGUUGCUGGACAAGUUUGCUAAUUUUGGCGAGGUCAUCCUGAUCAGAUUUGUCGAGGAAAAGAUGUGGGUGACUUUCCUGGAAGGUUACUCUGCUCUGGCUGCCCUGUCUCUUAGUGCUUCCACUGUCCUGGAUAAAGUGAUUGAUAUUCGUCUCAAAAGUCCAGGUUGGAUCAAGAGUCUGGAGGAGGAGAUGAGUGUGGAGAGGAUCUGUGGUAGUAUCCCCACUUCUGCCAGCUCCACUCUGCUUGCCGAGGACACCGACAUGGGCGAUGAUGAGUUUGAUAUGGAGGGUGAAGUAGACGAGGAGGUAGAAGAGAUUCUGCCCCAGCACUUGCAGCCCGGAGCAGGUGUGGGUCCUGGCUCAUCCCCUCUGCCCUCCCCUCGCGGCAGCCCCUGUCCCUCCCCCACUGGAGAGACCGCACCCCCAUGCCGACCCAAUAGAGGUGCACAGCCCACCAGACCCUCACAAGGUCCUCCUGUUGACUUCCAGCCUGGGGCACCUACCGCUGGCACUCUGGAGCCCAAACGCCCCCCUCCACCACGCCCCAAUGCCCCUCCUGCUCGACCCGCACCCCCUCAGCGUCCGCCUCCUCCUUCAGGAGCCAAAAGCCCUUCUCUUCAACGCCCUGACGCUGCUGCCGGAAGAGGACAGACAGCAGCAGGAGCACCUGGGCCCUCCAGACCUAAUAUCCCUCCGCGUGCUGGGGUGAUCAGUAUGCCUCCACAGUCUCGACCUCCCCCUCCCUCCCAUCCAGGAGCUCCCAGACCCAUCCCAGAGGUUCAUCCUGGGGCACCACGGCCAAUUCCAGACACUCACCCUGGAGCACCAAGACCUGUGCCCACUGCCCAGGCCAAACAGCCUGAUCUGCCCCCAGGUCCUCCGUCGAGUGGCCCUCCCCCAUUAGGACCCUCAGGACCUCCUCUUUCUGGGCCUGUUGCUCCAGCGAGACCCUCAGCUGCCUCCUCCAUGCCUGCCCCCAUGCAGCCUCAGCCCAGUGCCCCUGCACCUCAGCUGCCCCCGCCCAUGCAGCCCUCACUCCCCACUCCACUGCAGCCUCAACAAGCUGCCCCACCUGCUGCUACUGCCCCUGCUCAAGCAGGACCGCCACAAGCCCUGGCCUCCCCCAAACCUCCCCCACGGUCUCGGUCUCACCACGCCCUGCCACCGGACGCCUCCAAGUCCGACUCAGCCUCUGCUUCACAGACCAAUGGACUGAAUGGAAUCCAAAGAGAAGCACAAUGGAAGCCCGACCCCUUUGAAGCCCUCACAUCUGACUUCCUCUCCUCUUCCUCCUCUUCCUCAAAAUGGCAGAACACACAGUCCCUGACGCGGGGCUCCUCUCUACACUGUCCCCCACCAGUCCCCUCCUCUGCCUCCACCUCAAACACUCUCCCCUCGUCGUUCUCCCUUCAGUCUUCAGCCUUCAGUGACCAGUUUGAGUCCUCCUCCUCUUCGUCUUCUCUAUCCACUCCCUCUCCCUUCACCUCUGUGUUGCUGCCUCCUCCUCCUCCAGUCCCAUCACGGAGUCGCUCACAGGAGACCCUACGUGCAUCUCCUGGUCCUUUCCCCGCCGACCUGCUACCGGCGCGACCCAGUAGCACGAACCCCUUCACGGGUCCCCUAGUCCAGCAACAUGAACCACGUCGAUCCUUAACUCCCGAUUUUAGUGUCCAGCAACAUGCAAAUCUUCACAGGACAAUGUCUGCCUUUACCCAACCGCUUGUCCCUACUCCUGCAGCAGCUCCACAGUUACAAAAAUCUGCUUCCUUAUUUGGAUCGCCGUUAAAUCCAACUCCUGCUACAUUAUUUCCACUCGAUUCUACACCGCUUGCCCCUAGCCUGCCUGUAGCUCCUCCCUCCUCGCUCCCUCCUCCUCUUGCACCCUCUUGCCAGUCGCAGCCAUCCAUCGCCGCAAAACCAAACAAGCAGUGGGUCACAUUUGAUGAUGAUUCAGCAUUUUCAACAAAAAUGGCACCUCAAGCUCCUGUGUUCCCCACAAGCUUGCAGACUGAACCUCCGUCUCGUUCGGUUUUUAGCUCAGAACCCGACUGGUUAACUUCGACUCCUUCAGUAUUCCCAAAUCUUCCGCCUCCUAUCCCGACCAGAACUACAGCCAGUGUCCCAAAGCUCCCUGAUGGAGCCCUUGACGGCCUUUUCUUCUCACAGGAGCCCACAGAGCGAUAGGUCCGGUAUCAAAUAAAGGGCAUAUGCAGAUUAUAAUAUGUAUAGAUCUAUUAUCAUGUGUAUAUGUGUGUGUUUAUGUAAAAAAGAGACGGUAUUUAAUUUAGUAUAUCAUGUUAUUACUCAUGAAAAAAGGGUUUCAGUAUCACACUAACAACUAAAUGUUUCAAACAUAGCUGCUCAUUCCACAACAUAUGCAUAUAUUUACCACAAAUAAUUUUAAUGUUUAAUUUUUCAGCAGCAAACUUGUGCCUGUGUCUGCAGUAUAUUAAUUAUCUAUAUGCACACAUCAACUGUGCAAUAUCAGCACUGCAUUCAGUGUUUGGUAUCGUAUUUAUUUGACCCAGUUUAUUGCUGACAGGCAUUCACAAACAUGCAGACAUUAUUAUGGAUUUUGUGAGUUUGCGCUGCAGCUUUUCAUAUACUGUACAUUUACUGUUGCUGCUUUCUGUGAUGUGUUUUAUUUGUUUGUGACCAAAAAUGUUAGGCUUACUUUUAUCAUGAAUGUAAUUUAGUGCGCACUGGGUUUUGUUCUUUGCUCCUAGCUGAUGCUGCACUGAGCAACAGCAAUGAGUCAGUUUACUGCCGCCAGACUAAACGUUAUCUCUACAUAAAGAAUCUAUCAAUAGGCUGUUAUGCUUCGCUAAAUAUAUUUUGUAGCUCUAUAUUAAAAAGUGAUACAUAGUGAUUUUAUGUAUAAAAAUCUUUUCAAUAUGGAAACUAAAUGCGUGUUUAUGUAACAGGAAUGCACUAAUGCCAUAUCCUACUUAUUAUUGUAGAUAGCCGUGAUACAGAGAAUUGACUGAGAGGAUUUUCAAUGUUGCGAUCCUGCGUUUGAUCCAAAGCAGCGUACAAUACUAAUGUAAACAGAGAGUGAGCGCUAUGGGCAUGUGUGUGCACCUGCUGUUAGAUGGUGAUGGGCAUGUCACCUCCACAGAACUGCAGUAAUGAGAGGUUUUAUUUUAUUUCAUGUAAAAAUAUAUUUUAUUUUUUAAAACGCGUCUCUAUGGAAUUGUAUUGACACUGUGGUAUUAAAUAGCGUGUUGUGUUUGAGGUCCUUCUAGUUCGUACAUUGGAGUAUGCUGUACUCGGCUGUGAGUGUGUGCAGAAAUGGCAGUGAAUUUGAGAGGAUUCUUUCCCUCAGGAAGUUGUUGUGUUUAUAUGCGUAAAUGCUCACACUUUCAGAAACGUCAAACUGUAUUCAGUCCCAGUAGUAUGUCACAUAUCUGUGCAGGAGAGGGCAUCACUGUAUGCAGAUGUGUUAAUAUUAUCAAACAAAGGACCUUUGUUUCAAAUAGCAGUCAUUCAAAUGGAUUAUAUCAUAACUAUUUUUUCCCUAAGACAGCUAAUUAAUUAACUAUUUGACUGAUAGGAUUUCCCCAGACAUAAUUUUCUGUUGAUUUCUGUAUAUGUAGUGUCCUUGGCCUAUUUUUCAAAUGUGAUUUCAAUUGCAGUGUGUUGAGUGUCCUCUCCUCUGUGUUUGGAUCCACUUGUUCAGCUGCUAUAAUAAUUGUUACUAAACCUUUGACCAGGUCGUAUCAGGGUGGCAUGUUAGUAUUUUCUCUAUUUACAAAAUCACAGUGAGGAACCUGACAGUGAUAAAUAAGCAAUAGUUUUACAAAAGGGUGAGUGAGUGAUUCUAUAACUGGUCUGCUUGUGUGAUCAGGGGGCAUUUUCUUUAAUAAAUUACACAUCUGAAACUGAGAACAAUAUAUGAUCUAUGAACGGACCUGCUAAAGUAACACUUUUGCGCUUUGUUAAAAUGAUUGUAAAAUAAAGACAAUAAUCUAAAAUCACGCACUCAAAACAUAUGUAAGCAGAAGUAUAUUGUUGCCUUCGCUUACAUGCACACUUCAGUCUUGUCUCCCAUCCAUUGUGUAUUCACUGUGUGCAGUAGGUACAGUAUUUGCAUUAACUUAGAUGACAAGCCAGCGCUUUGUGUCAUAUUCCAAAUGUUUUUUAAGGAAACAUUGCUCCCUGUGUACGAUUGGUGUCUCCUCUUACAACUAUAAUCCAUAGUAAAUAAGUCUGUGUUGUUGAACAUAUUCUGUAUGUAUUCCAGUGAAAUGUGGAGCUGUAAUUCAUGUUAAUAUCAAGGUUCUAUAUUUUAUGUGCAAAGCUGAUUGCACAUUAUGUAUGAAGCAGUUUGUGUUGUAUGUAUGCAAAAUAAAUGUAUGUUUACCUGAA